AUGGUCCGAAUCAUCAUCAAAGGUGGUGUAUGGAGAAACACAGAAGAUGAGAUAUUGAAAGCUGCCAUUUCGAAAUAUGGAAAGAACCAAUGGGCUCGUAUCUCAUCUCUGCUAGUCCGAAAAACGCCUAAACAAUGUAAAGCACGGUGGUAUGAAUGGUUAGAUCCUUCCAUCAAGAAAGUUGAAUGGUCAAAAACUGAAGAUGAAAAGCUGUUACAUUUAGCUAAGUUGAUGCCUACACAAUGGCGUACUAUAGCCCCUAUAGUAGGUAGAACAGCGACUCAAUGCUUGGAGAGAUAUCAGAAAUUAUUAGAUGAUGCAGAAUCAAAAGAUAACGAAGAAUUAGGUUUGGGUGCGGGAGAAAAUGAUGAAGCUCGUCCAGCAGCGGAUGUAAGAGGUUUGAAACCAGGUGAAAUUGAUACAGAUCCAGAAACUAGAGCUGCGAGACCUGAUCCUAUAGAUAUGGAUGAUGAUGAGAAAGAAAUGUUAUCUGAAGCAAGAGCGAGAUUGGCAAAUACUCAAGGAAAAAAAGCUAAAAGAAAAGCUAGAGAGAGACAGUUGGAAGAAGCGAGAAGGUUGGCUUUCUUACAGAAGAAGAGAGAAUUGAAAGCCGCCGGUAUCAACCUUCGACCCAAGAAGAAGAAGAAUGGUAUGGACUAUAACGCCGAUAUUCCCUUCGAGAAACAACCAGCUCCAGGAUUCUACGAUGUGGCCGAGGAGAACGCCAAAGUCUACGCUGCACCAGUCGGUCAAUCACUGCGAGCGUUGGAAGGAAAGAGAAAGCAGGAAUUAGAAGAAUUAGAAGAAAAGAAGAAGCGUUCAAAGGGUAAUGAUGGAAAGAGCAAUCAGACCGCUCAAUUCGUACAAGCCAGAGAAGCUCAAAUCAAAAAGCUGAAAGAGCAAGAACAGAUCAUCAGAAGACGAAAACUGAAUCUCCCAACUCCCCAAGUCGGAGAACAAGAACUGGAAGAUAUAGUCAAGAUUGGUCAAGCCGGUGAAUUAGCUCGAGAAUUGGUCGGUGGUGAAGGAUCAGGAAGUAAAGCGACUGAGGGUUUGCUGGGAGAAUACGAGGCUUUGGGAAGAGCUAAAAUGGCAAGAACACCCAGAACAGGACCUCAACAGGACAACGUAAUGGCUGAAGCUCGAAAUCUCCGUGCGAUGAUAAGCGCACAGACUCCUCUUCUUGGGGAUGAGAAUACUCCUCUUCACGGUGGUGAUGCAGGUGGAACCGGGUUUGAGGGUGCUACCCCUCGACACGGUGUUGCUCCAACGCCCAAUCCAUUGGCCACACCUGCUCGCGGCGGUGUACUCGCUACUCCUCGAACAGUGGCGGGCGUAGGUGCUACUCCAUCCCGAACACCGCGAGACAACCUCAGUAUCAAUGAUGGAGAGUCAAUUUACGGUGAAACUCCCCGAGAUGAGAAACGACGUGUAGCCGAUGCUCGACGAGCUCUGAGGGCUGGAUUUGCUUCCUUGCCCAAACCUGAGAAUAACUUCGAACUUGCCGAAACUGAGGAGGACGAGGAAGAGGAUGAGGAAACGAUACCUUUGUCAGAAGAAGAUGCAGCGGAGAGAGAUAGGCGAUUAAGAGCUGCACGAGAGCUAGAAGAGCGAUUGGAGCUUGAACGACGAAGCUCAGUGGUGAAGAAAGGAUUACCUCGUCCGAUCAAUGUUAAUACGUACAAGGUCUUAGACGAGCUCAACUCGGUAGAAGCGGAUGCCGACUCCAUCAUGGCAGCUGCAUUCAGAUUGGUGAAUUUGGAAGUCGCCAUGUUGAUGAAACACGACUCCAUUGCUCACCCUCUUCCCGGAACGUCAGUACCUGGUGGAUCGGCGUCUGAUUACGAUAUGCCCGAGGACGAUUUUGUCUCAGCUGCAAAGCAAGCUAUUCAUGCCGAAUUAGCCGGUGCUUUAGGUCUUCCCGGAGCUACAGACGAGCAACUUCGUAUCGCUGUUGGAUCAACCGUUGAAGACAACCUCGAAGCAUUCUCAUCAAGUUGGGCCGAAGAACAAGAAGAUCUAAUAUAUUCACCUUCUUCAAGGAAAUGGAUUGAAAAAUCCUCUCUUUCACCCGAGGAAUUAUCAGCUUGUUACGCGGCUGCUAUAACUGUAUCUAAAGAACGAGUCAUUAGUGAAGCUACAAAGGCAUCUAAAGCGGAAAAGAAAUUAUCAAAACAAUUAGGUGGAUAUCAAGCUAUAAAUGCCAAAGCUAAAAAAUCAAUUCUGGAAACUAUGGAAGAGAUUCAACAAGCUCAAAGAGAUUUAGAAACUUUCACGAUGUUACGUACAUUGGAAGAGGCUGGUGCACCUGCAAGAUUAGAAAAAUUGAGAGAAGAAGUAGCAAUACUAGAAAAGAGGGAAAGAGAUUUACAAGCUCGAUAUGCUGAAUUGAAUGAUGAAAGAAGGGAAAGAACAUCAGCCAUCGAACAGCUCGAAGAAGAUAAAGUCGUCCUUCAAGCUCAAGCUGCUCUUGAUGCAUUAGAAGGUGAGGGUGAGGGUGAAGGUGAAGUAGAUGGAGAUGUGGAGAUGAACGGGGAUUAA
This is a messenger RNA of Kwoniella shivajii, 2541 nucleotides long. RefSeq names its product pre-mRNA-splicing factor CEF1. Bases 1 to 2541 code for a protein of 846 amino acids. The transcript has 9 exons. The record is from RefSeq and is a predicted model, not a curated record. Gene Ontology annotation, biological process: mRNA splicing, via spliceosome. Gene Ontology annotation, cellular component: spliceosomal complex; Prp19 complex. Lineage: Eukaryota; Fungi; Basidiomycota; Tremellomycetes; Tremellales; Cryptococcaceae.